Messenger RNA from Thlaspi arvense, 1812 nucleotides. The record is from the annotation of a GenBank genome assembly. Lineage: Eukaryota; Viridiplantae; Streptophyta; Magnoliopsida; Brassicales; Brassicaceae.
UCUCCAUUGACAUUGACAUUGACAUUGACAUUAGUUUCCUGUCUAUAAAGAUUCCAAUUUAUCUGAAAUCUAAGGCAAGGCCUUCAACACUAGAAAGAGGACAAUGGAAGAGCCACUUCUUCCGAGAGACGAGGAGUUUGUACCCGGUACAAAGACAUGGCAAAGAAGUCAGCUCACCGUCGAGCUAGAGAAAGUUAGCCGCUUGGCCGCUCCUAUGGCCACCGUGACCAUUGCUCAGUACCUUUUGCCUGUCAUCUCAGUCAUGGUCGCCGGCCACAACGGCGAGCUCCAGCUCUCUGGUGUCGCUCUUGCCACUUCCUUCACAAACGUCUCCGGUUUCAGCAUUAUGUAUGGAUUAGUGGGUGCUUUGGAGACUCUUUGUGGCCAAGCUUAUGGAGCCAAACAGUACGAAAAAAUUGGAACCUACACAUACUCUGCAAUCGCCUCUAACAUUCCAAUUUGUUUCCUCAUAUCAGUUCUCUGGAUUUACAUCGAUACGCUCUUGAUCUCACUAGGACAAGACCCUGACAUCUCCAAGGUGGCAGGAUCCUACGCCUUUUGGCUCAUACCGGCUUUGUUCGGUCAAGCAAUUGUCAUACCACUGACCCGGUUUCUACAGACACAAGGGUUGGUUCUUCCUCUGCUCUACACUGCUGUGACCACCCUUUUGUUCCAUAUCCCGGUUUGCUGGAUUUUGGUUUCCUUGUUUGGUCUGGGAAGCAAUGGAGCUGCUUUGGCUAUUAGUGUGUCUUUUUGGUUUUAUGCGUUGAUACUAGCUUGCUAUGUGAGAUUCUCCACCUCUUGCGAGAAGACUCGAGGCUUUGUAUCCGAGGAUUUCGUUUCCUGUGUCAAACAGUUUUUUCAAUACGGAAUCCCAUCUGCAGCAAUGACUUGCCUAGAAUGGUGGCUAUUUGAGCUACUCAUUCUCCUCUCAGGUCUUCUCCCUAACCCUAAACUCGAGACAUCUGUUCUUUCAAUAUGUAAGUAUCAACCUGAUGUCUUAUAUGUCAUUCUUACAACCGCAGCUUUGCACUAUGUGAUUCCAGCUGGAAUCGCCGCGUCUGUGAGCACACGCGUGUCAAACAAUUUGGGAGCUGGGAAUCCUCAAGUUGCUAGGGUAUCAAUAUUGGCAGGGCUUUGUCUCUGGUUUAUAGAGUCAUUUAUCUUCAGCACACUUCUCUUCACCUGCAAGAAUAUCGUAGGCUACGCAUUCAGCAACAGCAAAGAAGUUGUGGGCUAUGUCGCGGACCUAUCUCCUUUGCUCUGUCUCUCCUUUGUCCUCGACGGAUUUACUGCAGUUCUUAAUGGUGUCGCUAGAGGAAGUGGAUGGCAACACAUUGGAGCUUGGAACAACGUGGUGUCUUAUUAUCUCGUAGGAGCUCCGGUUAGAGUUUACCUAGCUUUCAGUCGUGAGUUCAACGGAAAAGGAUUGUGGUGUGGAGUUGUGGUUGGAUCCGCCGUGCAAGCCAUUAUACUAUCUUUCGUCACGGCUUCCAUGAAUUGGAAUGAACAGGCUGAGGAAGAGAAUAGUCUCAACUGGAAAUGGAUCGGCAUAAACGACGAAGGGUGUUUCUUAUUUAAUCAAUUUUGUUUUAUUUCAAUUUUGGUAUACAAAUGUCACAGUUCCAUAAUCAACAAAUGAAUAAAAUCCCUCAUUGGUUCCAAACUACUACAAAUAUUGGUUUGAUUGUUACUUUAGCUGGUUUGAUUAGGUUCCUAAUGAAAAUUAGUUUGUUACUAAUCAUGUAUCUAUUAAGUUUCGUGUACACACUUUUCUAAUUAAUAAAACAAAACUGCCUUCCAAGCUUGAUA